This is a messenger RNA of Zychaea mexicana, 2528 nucleotides long. Its product is annotated as translation elongation factor G. Gene Ontology annotation, molecular function: GTP binding; translation elongation factor activity; GTPase activity. Gene Ontology annotation, cellular component: mitochondrion. The coding region runs from base 26 to 2326 and encodes 766 amino acids. The transcript is spliced from 6 exons. Gene Ontology annotation, biological process: mitochondrial translational elongation. The record is from RefSeq and is a predicted model, not a curated record. Lineage: Eukaryota; Fungi; Mucoromycota; Mucoromycetes; Mucorales; Lichtheimiaceae.
ACUCGAAAGACCUACCACGCCCGUCAUGUCGUUCGUGCGCUCUCUGCUUGGAGGGCUGCCUGGAAGGGUCAACUCGGUCUCAUUUAAAAAGGCCGCCGUUACCCUCUCCCAAAACACGUCUCGCCAAACCCUGUCUCUCGCACCGAUAAACCUCUGCCAACGUUUUCAGUCUACGAAUGCACAAGCUGUUGCUACUGUAACUAAUGACGAAGAAGCCGAUCCCAAGGAUAUUGCACGUCUUCGCAUGCUCCGUAAUAUUGGUAUUUCUGCACAUAUUGACUCUGGUAAAACCACCUGUACCGAACGUAUUCUUUUCUAUACCGGCCGCAUCAAGGAAAUCCACGAUGUCCGUGGUCGUGACGGUGUAGGUGCAAAGAUGGACUCUAUGGAUCUCGAAAGAGAAAAAGGCAUUACGAUUCAGUCUGCCGCCACUUAUGCUAGCUGGGGCGACUACAACAUUAACAUUAUCGAUACUCCUGGUCACGUUGAUUUUACCAUUGAAGUCGAGCGCGCUCUUCGUGUGCUUGAUGGUGCUGUCAUGAUUCUUUGCUCUGUCUCAGGCGUCCAGUCUCAAACCAUGACUGUCGAUCGUCAAAUGCGUCGUUACAAUGUUCCCCGUAUCUCAUUCAUCAACAAGAUGGACAGAGCCGGUGCUAACCCUUUCCGUGUCAUUGAUCAACUGCGAAACAAACUCAAAUUGACUGCUGCUGCUACUCAGAUCCCUAUUGGUGCCGAGGACCAGUUCCGUGGUGUCGUUGAUUUGACUACUUGGAAGGCUUAUUACAAUGAGGGCGAAUAUGGUGAAUCCCUCGCUGUAAAGGAUAUCCCUGCCGAAUUGAUGGACUUUGCUACCGAGAAGCGACAAGAACUGAUUGAACAAUUGGCUAAUGUCGAUGACGAAAUUGCUGAUAUCUACCUUAUGGAAGAAAUUCCUACUGCCGAACAAUUCACCAACGCUAUCCGCCGUGCCACGCUUGAUCUCAAAUUCACUCCCGUCUUGAUGGGCUCUGCCUUUAAGAACCAGGGUGUACAGCCCAUGUUGGACGCUGUCAUCAACUACCUGCCCGAUCCUACCCAGGUCACGAACACUGCUCUCGAUAUCGCUCAGGAGGAGAAGCCUGUUGAUUUGGUCCCUUACUCCGCUAAUCCUUUUGUCGGUCUGGCUUUCAAGCUCGAAGAAGGUCGUUAUGGUCAAUUGACCUACAUGCGUAUUUACCAAGGUACCUUGAAGCGUGGUGGUUUUAUCACCAACGUCAAGACUGGCAAGAAGAUCAAGGUCCCUCGUUUGGUGCGUAUGCAUGCUUCAGAUAUGGAAGAUGUUGAUGAGCUUGGUGCUGGUGAAAUCGGUGCCAUGUUCGGUGUUGACUGUGCUAGUGGUGAUACCUUCACUGAUGGUGCUUUGAAGUACACUAUGACCUCGAUGUACGUUCCUGAACCCGUAAUUUCGCUUUCGAUUAGCCCCAACGGCCGUGAAUCGCCCAACUUCUCCAAGGCUUUGAACCGUUUCCAGAAAGAAGAUCCUACCUUCCGCGUCCAUGUUGAUAAGGAAAGCAAGGAAACCAUCAUUUCGGGUAUGGGUGAAUUACAUUUGCAGAUUUACGUCGAACGUAUGCGCCGUGAAUACAACGUUGACUGCGUCACUGGCAAGCCCCGUGUCGCUUUCCGUGAAACUAUUACUCAAGCUGCCAAGUUCAACUACACCCACAAGAAGCAAUCUGGUGGCGCUGGUCAAUUCGGUCGCGUUGUUGGUAACCUUGAGCCUAUGCAAAUUGAUGAAGAUACCGGCAAGGAUAUUGCCUUUGAAAACCGUGUCAUUGGUGGCAACAUCCCUACCAACUUUAUUCCUGCUUGUGAGAAGGGUUUCAUGGAUGGUUUAGAGAAGGGUCCUCUUAUCGGCCACCCCGUCAACGGUGUUCGUAUGGUUUUGGAAGAUGGUGCUGCUCACGCCGUCGAUUCCAGCGAAAUGGCUUUCCGUAUCGCCACCAAGAACGCUUUCCAAGAGGCAUUUGCCAAGGGUCGCCCCACUAUUUUGGAACCCAUCAUGAACGUCUCGAUUACUGCUCCCGUUGAAUUCCAGGGAACCGUUAUUGGUGGUCUGAACAAGCGCAAGGGCACCAUCGCCGACACCGAUAUCCAAGAAGACUUCUUCACUGUCACUGCUGACGUUCCUUUGAACGACAUGUUUGGCUACUCGACCGAACUUCGUUCGGCUACUCAAGGCAAGGGCGAAUUCUCCAUGGAAUACAAGGAACAUCAGCCCGUCCAGACUUUUGUCCAGGAACAGUUGAUCCAGGAGUACAAGAAGAAGGAAGCUGCCAAGAAAUAAAUAGAUUCGUAUAUAAAUUUUUCAUUCAUGUGUAGAUAGAACUUAUUAAACGUAAGGAAAAAAAGUAGUUUACUAUUACCCCUCUCCAUUAUCAUUCUUUUGACCAUUUUCUACUAAAUAUUCUCGACUCGAUCAUUCAGUAGACGGCUUAUUAUUAUAGUUGACGCUCUGCAAGGAUGUGUCAAUGGGAGGGUAUUGUCGG